Dioscorea cayenensis subsp. rotundata (Guinea yam) is the source of this 3304-nucleotide messenger RNA. Its product is annotated as 4-alpha-glucanotransferase DPE2-like. Gene Ontology annotation, biological process: carbohydrate metabolic process. The record is from RefSeq and is a predicted model, not a curated record. Gene Ontology annotation, molecular function: starch binding; 4-alpha-glucanotransferase activity. Lineage: Eukaryota; Viridiplantae; Streptophyta; Magnoliopsida; Dioscoreales; Dioscoreaceae.
GAGGACUACACUACACUCCAAACACUCCAUCUGCUAUCUGUUCGAUCUUCUCAUCACCAUAAGAAUGUGAUCACUUUUUGCAUUCACCACACCAAUCAAGAUAUUUCCAUACAAAAGAUCAUUGUCUUCCUCUCUUCUUCACCUUGACUCAGCAGAGGAAGGAAGGAGUGGCUUCUGUUUAUGUUUUGUUUCAUUUUUGUUCUAUCUGUGUUUGAUUCAACAAUAAGAAAUGGUGAUUUCGGGGAAAAAGUCCUUGAGUGCAGUGACUUUGAUCUUUAAGUUACCUUAUUAUACUCAGUGGGGGCAGAGCUUGCUCAUUUCUGGCUCUGAGCCAGUUCUUGGUAAUUGGAAUGUGAAAAAGGGGCUGGCUCUGAGUCCAAUUCAUCAGGGUGACGAGCUUGUUUGGUGUGGAAAGAUUGCUGUUGCAAAUGGGUUCAAAUGUGAGUAUAGUUACUAUUUGGUUGAUGAUAAUAGAAACAUCUUGAGAUGGGAGGUUGGGAAAAAGCGGAAAUUUGAACUUCCUGAAGGUGUUGAAGUGGGAGAGUUAGUGGAAAUUCAUGAUCUUUGGAAGACAGCUUCUGAAGAUCUCUUCCUUAGAAGUGCGUUCCGAACUGUCAUUUUUGGUGCUGGCAAAGAUUUGGAACCAGGAGUAUCUUCUUUUGUUUCUCAGAAGAAUACUGAUCAGCAAGGUUCUGUUCUUGUCCAAUUCACCAUUAACUGCCCAAUAUUGGAAGAUGGGACAUCUGUUUAUGUGACAGGCAGUACAUCUGAACUAGGGCAGUGGAGAAAUCAAGAUGGAUUAAAACUGUUCCAUGUGGGAGACUCUAUUUGGAAAGCAGAAUGUGUGAUUCGAAAGACUGAGUUCCCAAUAAAAUAUAAAUACUGUAAGAAUGAUAAAGUGCGAGGUUUUUCUCUGGAAGUUGGUCCCAUGAGGGAGCUAGCGAUUGAUUUCACAUCACAGAGUCCACCAAAUCAUCUCAUCCUGUCUGAUGGUUCAUUUCGGGAAUUGCCGUGGAGGGGUUCUGGUGUGGCUAUUCCAAUGUUCUCUGUUAGGUCCGAGGAUGAUCUUGGAGUUGGAGAGUUCCUUGAUCUAAAGUUACUUGUUGACUUGGCUGUCAAGUCAGGUUUUCAUCUAGUUCAGCUUUUGCCAGUCAAUGAUACAUCGGUUCAUGGGAUGUGGUGGGAUUCAUAUCCCUACAGCUCUCUCUCAGUAUUUGCCUUGCAUCCAUUGUAUUUGAGAGUGCAAGCACUUUCAACCAAUCUCCCAGAAGAAAUUAAGAAAGAAAUUUUGAGUGAAAAAGAUCGGCUUGACAGAAAGGAUGUUGAUUAUGAGGCUACAAUGGCUGCAAAAUUAUCAAUUGCAAAGAAAAUUUUCAAUCAGGAGAAGGAUAAAAUACUUGAUUCUAGUUCCUUCCUUCAAUUCUUUUCGGAGAAUGAGCUUUGGUUGAAACCUUAUGCAGCUUUCUGUUUUCUAAGAGACUUCUUUGAAACAUCAGACCACACACAAUGGGGCCGCUUUUCAGUGUUCUCAAAAGAAAAGCUCGAGAAGCUUGUUUCAAAGGACAGUCUGCAUUAUGGAAAUAUAUGUUUCCACUAUUACAUUCAAUACCACCUACAUCUACAGCUGUCAGAGGCAGCAACUUAUGCAAGGAAGAACAGAGUAGUAUUGAAAGGGGAUUUGCCAAUAGGUGUUGAUCGGAAUAGUGUAGAUACUUGGGUAUACCCUAAUUUGUUUCGCAUGAACACAUCUACCGGAGCACCACCAGAUUAUUUUGAUAAGAAUGGACAAAAUUGGGGGUUCCCAACAUAUAACUGGGAGGAGAUGUCAAAAGAUAACUAUGCAUGGUGGCGAGCUCGUUUAACACAGAUGUCAAAAUAUUUCAGUGCUUACAGAAUAGAUCAUAUUUUGGGUUUCUUUAGAAUCUGGGAACUCCCUGAUCAUGCUCUUACUGGUCUAGUAGGAAAAUUCCGUCCUUCCAUUCCCCUCAGUCAGGAUGAGCUUGAGAUGGAGGGUUUAUGGGACUUUAAUCGCUUGAGCCGUCCAUAUCUCCGGCAAGAAAUUUUGCAGGAAAAAUUUGGAUCCCUUUGGACUGUUAUUGCUUCCACCUUCUUGAAUGAAUAUCAAAAACUCUGCUAUGAGUUCAGGGAGGAUUGCAACACAGAGAAAAAGAUAGUCGAGAAACUAAAGACAAGUCCAGAAAAGCCAUUAUGGACUGAGAAAGAAGAAAAGAUCCGAAAAGAUCUCUUUGAUCUUCUUCAGAAUAUUAUUCUUAUCAGAGAUCCUGAAGAUGCUAGGAAAUUUUAUCCUCGCUUUAACUUGGAAGAUACAUCAAGUUUCAAAGAUUUAGACGAACACAGUAAAAAUGUUCUCAAAAGAUUGUACUAUGACUACUAUUUCUGUCGGCAAGAAAAUCUUUGGCGUCAAAAUGCAUUGAAGACUCUUCCUGUUCUCUUGAACUCAUCAGAUAUGUUGGCUUGCGGAGAAGAUCUUGGACUCAUUCCUGCUUGCGUGCAUCCUGUCAUGCAAGAGCUUGGGUUGAUUGGCUUGCGCAUUCAAAGAAUGCCUAGUGAGCCUGAUCUAGAGUUUGGUAUUCCUUCUCAGUAUAGCUAUAUGACGGUUUGUGCACCGUCAUGUCAUGAUUGUUCCACCAUGCGCGCAUGGUGGGAGGAAGAUGAGGAGAGAAGAUGGCGAUACUAUAAGAACGUCAUCGGCUCCGAUGAAGUACCACCCUCUCAUUGCGACCCUGAUAUAGCACACUUCAUUCUUCAGCAGCAUUUCGAAGCUCCAUCAAUGUGGGCAAUAUUUCCGUUACAGGACUUGCUCGCACUUAAAGGAGAAUAUACAACUCAUCCAGCAGCGGAGGAGACGAUCAAUGACCCUACAAAUCCGAAACACUAUUGGCGAUACCGUGUACAUGUGACAGUGGAGUCCUUGUUGAGCGAUGAAGAUCUAAUGAUGGCCAUUAAAGAUCUUGUUACAAGUAGCGGACGGUCAUUUCCGAUGAUCGAAGGGGUUAGCACAUCCGACAACAGCAAAUUAACUUCAAAAUUUCCUCUCAAUGGCACUGAAGUGAAAGAAAACACGACGGUUGCUUGAUUCAUCUUUUAGCUGCUCUCAGCUUACUGAAAGCUGAGUGAAACUAAUAAUAUGGCGGAAUGUGUUCGAUAUGAAUAAAUCUUAUUGUAUAAAUGCUCGAUGCUCGAGCACUUCUUUUCUUGUGAUGGAAUCUAGCACUUCUUAUGUUCUUAACUUUAUUGAUAAGAAGUGAUGAGAUUGUUUCCUUGCAUUCAUUGUGAUGAUUAA